AUGAAGAAUAAGUUAAAUAUAACAAUGAUGGCUCAUAGACAAAUUACACCUGCAUUAAUUAAAGCAGGAAUUAUAACUAUUGAACGUGUACAAGGAGCAGUAGAUUAUUUAGAAUGGACAAUUAAAUUAGUGACAAAAAAAUCUACAAAUCGUAUUGAUGAUAUAGUGGUUCUAACUUCAAAUGGAAAUGAAUUACUUUCACAAAUAAAUUUAGGAAUAGAAAAAGAUCAGCAAUGCUGA
Molecule: messenger RNA, 240 nt
Organism: Funneliformis caledonium
Lineage: Eukaryota; Fungi; Glomeromycota; Glomeromycetes; Glomerales; Glomeraceae
Source: the annotation of a GenBank genome assembly